UGCGCCCUGAAAAGUGAAGCCGACGCAGCCCUGCCCCGAGGGACGCUCCACCAGGGCAGAGGUGCAGGCAGGCUCGGCCACAACUCGCUGUCAUGCGAGCCGGGCCCCGGCGGAAGGGGGUCAGGGGACCAUCGAGGAGCUGGCUGCGGGGCUCGGGAGAGACCGCGAAGCUUCACCCCCUUUAGGCUGAGGCGGGCGGGCGUCCCGGAGAAGGUGUAACUUGAGCAGACCCUCCAAGGUCACGCGGAAAUGCCAGAAGGCCUUUGAUGAAAGAACUUCUUCUGGAGGGUUUGAAGGACAAGCGUCCUUCUGGAACAGCGCUGCCCAGGAAAGAAGGCGGGGCGGGGCGGGGCGUGGGCCCGCGGCUGGGCUCGGGCUGCGACUCGGAAAUCUUCGGCCCGGGCUCGGCAAUCGGGCCCCGACUCCCGCCUGGGCCUCGAGCCCGGGGCCUAUCCGGAAACAGCCGAGCGGAUCCGGAAACAGCCGAGGAGACCCGGAAGGGGUGAGCGCCGUCACCGGGGAGUGCUGGAACCCGCCGUUUGCGCGGAGGCGAUGGCGGCGGCUGCGCCGGCGGCCGCGGGCGAGGAUGGCUGGCCACGGCGGCCGGGGGCCGCCCUGGACCCCCAACCCCAAGACGGGGCAGAGGUUGAAACCGAGUCAGAGCUCAGCCGGCUGCGGGCUGAGCUGGCAGGCGCCCUGGCAGAAAUGGAGACCAUGAAGGCUGUGGCGGAGGUGAGCGAGAGCACGAAGGCCGAGGCCGUGGCUGCAGUGCAGCGGCAGUGCCAAGAGGAGGUGGCUUCGCUGCAGGCCAUCCUGAAAGACUCCAUCAGCAGCUAUGAAGCUCAGAUCACUUCCCUGAAGCAGGAGCGGCAGCAACAGCAGCAGGACUGUGAGGAGAAGGAUCGGGAGCUGGGGCGCCUGAAGCAGCUGCUGUCCCGGGCUCACCCCCUGGACUCCUUGGAGAAGCAGAUGGAAAAGGCCCAUGAGGACUCGGAGAAGCUUCGGGAGAUUGUGCUGCCUAUGGAGCAAGAGAUUGAGGAGCUGAAGGCAAAACUGCUCAGGGCAGAGGAACUGAUUCAAGAGAUCCAGAGACGUCCCCGGCACCCCCCUUCCUUGCACGGCUCCACGGAGUUGCUGACUCUGUCCCGGGACCCAUCGCCCCCGCUGGAGCCUCUCGAGGAGCUGAGUGGAGACGGCGGUGCAGCGGCUGAAGCCUUCGCCCACAACUGUGAUGACAGUGCCUCCAUCUCUUCCUUUUCCCUCGGCGGUGGGGCCAGCAGCACCUCCCUGCCCCGCAGCCGCCAGGGCCUGAGCCCCGAGCAGGAGGAGACAGCCUCUCUGGUGUCCACGGGCACCCUGGUCCCCGAGGGCAUCUACCUGCCCCCUCCUGGUUACCAGCUCGUGCCCGACACCCAGUGGGAGCAGCUGCAAACAGAGGGGCGGCAGCUGCAGAAGGACCUGGAGAGCAUGAGCCAGGAGCGGGACGAACUGCAGGAGGGCCUGAGACGGAGCAAUGAAGACUGCGCCAAGCAGAUGCAAGUACUCCUGGCCCAGGUCCAGAACUCAGAGCAGCUGCUGCGGACCCUGCAGGGGACUGUGAGCCAGGCCCAGGAGCGGGUUCAGCUACAGAUGGCAGAGCUGGCCACCUCACACAAGUGCCUGAGCCACAAGGUGAAGAAGCUGACUGAGGAAAACCAAGGACUCCGGGCUGAGCAGCCGCCGUCCUCAGCCCCCUGGGGUCUGGAGCAGGAUGAGGGCCAUGAGAACUCGCUGCCCAGCUCGGUGCCGGACCUGCAGCAGCUGGUGCACCACACAAGGCAGGAGGCACGGGCCCAGCAGCAGGCCCGGGAGCACGAGGCCGAGCGGCUCCGGAUUGAGAUCGUGACACUCCGGGAGGCGCUAGAGGAGGAGACGGCAGCCAGGGCCAGCCUGGAGGGGCAGCUGAGGGUGCAGCGGGAGGAGACAGAGGUGUUAGAGGCCUCCCUGUGCAGCCUGAGGACGGAGAUGGAGCGGGUCCAGCAGGAACAGAGCAAGGCCCAGCUCACAGACCUGCUCUCGGAACAGAGGGCAAAGGUGCUGCGGCUGCAGGCAGAGCUGGAGACCAGUGAACAGGUGCAGAGGGAUUUCGUCCGACUGUCUCAGGCCCUGCAGGUGCGCCUGGAACGGAUCCGCCAGGCAGAAAAUUUGGAGCAAGUGCGCAGUAUCAUGGAUGAGGCGCCCCUGAGGGAUGUCAGGGACAUCCAGGACACCUGAGAGGCUAGGACCCACCCACCUGGGGGAGACUGCCUUUCCCCACAUCUGAACUGAGAGGCCUGGGCUUUGCAGGUCUCAGGAUAGAGGCUUGAUCCCCUCUAAGCCCGGGCUUGAGGUGAUGGGGCCUCCACUGCCCUGUCUCUGCAGCACCUCCUCCCAGCGGUGGCUGGCCUUCUGCUCCCGAGGAUGACACCUGGGUGGGAGUCCCAGCCCCUUCCAGGCACCAGAGGUGCAGGCUUCACCCUGUGGCUUUUGGCUACCAUGCUGCCUCCUGGGUCGCAACCUUCUUGCCACUGGCCCCCUCCCAGCCGGACUAACAGCCUGUUAUGGCACUGUCCCUUCCCGAGGUACAGCCAAGCUGUAAGCGGUGGCUGGGCGCCUCUGGCCUGUGGUAGCAGUCCCUCCAUACGUGCACCUGGGACAGGCAGCUGCUUUCUGGACUGCAUGACACUAAGAUGCUUGUCCCCCCAGGGCCCCACCCAGGCCCCAAGAUGCGCACGGAGGCAAGACCAGACUUUUCUGUCAUUUAUUUUCAAUAAAUAAGCAGCUCAGCUCAA
Nyctereutes procyonoides (raccoon dog) is the source of this 2810-nucleotide messenger RNA. RefSeq names its product rabaptin, RAB GTPase binding effector protein 2 (gene RABEP2). Gene Ontology annotation, cellular component: intracellular membrane-bounded organelle. Lineage: Eukaryota; Metazoa; Chordata; Mammalia; Carnivora; Canidae. Gene Ontology annotation, biological process: endocytosis. Bases 553 to 2253 code for a protein of 566 amino acids. Gene Ontology annotation, molecular function: growth factor activity; GTPase activator activity. The transcript has 13 exons. The record is from RefSeq and is a predicted model, not a curated record.